AUGGAUCCGACCAAGUCAACGGUGACCGAGGACGGCUUGCGGGUCGAUACCUACUACCUCGAAUGUCUGGCACAAGCCAGCUAUCUGGUUGCUCAUGAGGGACAAGCCUUUCUCAUCGAUCCACGCCGCGAUAUUGAAAUUUAUGUCAAGGCCUUGGCCGAUCAGAAACUCACGCUCAAAGGCAUUCUCGAAACGCAUCUGCAUGCUGAUUUCGUCUCCGGGCACAUGGAGCUUCUCAACCAAUAUGGCUGUCCCAUCAUGAUCGGUCGCAACGCCGGCGCCAAAUUCCCCCACUAUAGUGCCAUGGAUGGGGAUUGCCUGGCUCUCUCCUCCCGAUACAGCAUUCGCGCCCUGGAGACCCCCGGCCACACCUUUGGUUGCGUGACUUGGGUUCUUUAUGACAACACGAGCAACAAGCCCCUCAAGGCUUUUACGGGCGACACGCUCUUUGUGGGUGGCUGUGGCCGGCCCGACCUGGUGGGCGCUCUGAUUGAAGGCGCCACCCCCGAGAAGCUGUCCCAGCAGAUGUUUCAUUCCCUUCACCACAAGCUUUUGCCUCUGGGCGAUGACGUCGAAGUAUUUCCCGCCCAUGGGCCUGGCUCGCCUUGCGGGAAAGGCAUUAGCCAAGAGUUAUCCUCGACCAUUGGCAACGAGAAACGCACCAACCCAGCUCUCCAGUUUUCCAAGGAGGCAGACUUUGUGGCCUUCAACACAGAUGGACUGGAUCAAGCCCCGCAGUACUUUCCCAAUGCCGUCAAGACGAAUCUCACCGGUGCCUCCCACCUUGAUGCGGAGGUGGCUGCCAUCCCUCACCUCGACCCCAUUGCUUUCAACGAAGCUCUAAAGGCCAACGACGAGGUGAUUGUUCUCGACACUCGCGGUGCCACCGCUUUCGCGUCUGGCCACGUUCAAGGAGCCACGAACAUCCCACUUGGUGAGGGAGGUGGUGUCAAGCUCAACUAUGAAGAUGGAAACUUUGCCAUUUGGGUUGGUACCCUCAUCAAACCAGGCAUCACAGUUCUUCUGAUCACGGCCGUGGGCAAAGAGACUGAAGCUCUUCAGCGCCUCGGCCGCAUCGGCUACGCUGCCCAAGUCAAGGGCGUGCUCCAAGGUGGCAUGGCUGCUUGGCGGGACUCGGGGUUGCCCACCCAGAGCUACGAGCGCUUUGUCAUGAAAGAUGCUGCAGUCGCCACGCAACUGCAGAACGACCCCUCGACGGUAGUCGUGGACGCCCGCACAGCGGGUGAAUUCACUUGCGCCGUGCGUGGCCACUUCAUCGGUGCCAUCAAUUUGCCCUUGGCCGAGAUGCCCAAGAGUGCCACUGUCUUGGACAAGAGCAAGCACUACGUUGUAUACUGCCUUGGCGGCUUUCGUAGCACCAUCGCAACCUCCAUUCUGCGGCAACACGGCCUCGAUGCCGUCGACAUUGUCGAUGGUUACGAUCGUGGCGUCCUCGGUAAUGCCCGAUGCCAUACCACCGCCCAAGGUACCUGUACCAAGACAGCGGCCUAA
Molecule: messenger RNA, 1512 nt
Organism: Monosiga brevicollis MX1
Lineage: Eukaryota; Choanoflagellata; Craspedida; Salpingoecidae
Exons: 6
Coding region: 1-1512 (503 amino acids)
Biological process (GO): hydrogen sulfide metabolic process; glutathione metabolic process
Molecular function (GO): sulfur dioxygenase activity
Source: RefSeq, a predicted model, not a curated record